Molecule: messenger RNA, 453 nt
Organism: Pipistrellus nathusii (Nathusius's pipistrelle)
Lineage: Eukaryota; Metazoa; Chordata; Mammalia; Chiroptera; Vespertilionidae
Source: the annotation of a GenBank genome assembly
AUGAGCGGCCUCCCAGUCCUGCCCCUUGGCCUGCUCCUGCUCGCGCUCCACGCCCCUCAGGCACCGGGGCAGCCCAUAGGGACCGACUCCAGUACUUACUCCCCGCUGAUCAACGAAAUCCAGGCCAUCCUCAACGAGCCGCCGGUGCCUUCCCCAGACCGCCUGAGCUCCAAUGAGAAAUUCAUCCUGAGGAAUGAAACUUUUCUGAAGCUAAAUCUGGAUACAUUCCUGAAUGCUACCCAUCAUUUUGCAGACAAGGGAGACAAAAUCCGGGCACUUCUUAAGGAAUUCAAGACAGGCCUGCCCACCCCCACGGCCAUGGAAGAAGACCCGAUCAGUAUCAAGACGGGGAACUGGGGGGAUUUCAGGAGGAAACUGAAUGAAUAUCUGUAUGCCCUUAAGAACCGGAGCGGCCGGGACCGGUUUGUCUCAGUGGAUAGAGCGUCGGCCUGA